AACCCAAUUAGAAACCAAAGCCAAAAAAAAAAUCAAGCCGAAGCACAAUCAAAUUCUGGAAGUUCAGAAACCGUUCGAUUCAAGAAGUUGAACAAGAAACGAUCGUCGGCGUCACCGCACUCUCCGAUUCACACACUCACACUCCAAUUUCCACCGCAAAAGAUCAACAAUCCAUUCCAAUCUGAAUCGUUCCGAGUUUUAGUGCAAUUGUUCGGAUUUGUAAGGAGUAUUGCGUUGUUUAGGGUUAAAAUGAGGUUCGAGCGUGUGCACUGAUGUCAUUGUUUUGGGUUGUAGUUCGUCAGCUAGCAGAAAUUGAGGCAAUGGCGGCAUCAAAGAAAGUGAUUCCAAGGGAAGAGUGGGAGAGGAAGCUGAAUAAUGUCAAGAUUAGGAAAGAAGACAUGAAUAAAUUGGUAAUGAAUUUCCUUGUCACUGAGGGUUUCGUUGAAGCUGCUGAGAAAUUCCGCAAGGAGUCUGGAACUGAGCCUGACAUCGAUCUUGCUACAAUCACUGAUCGGAUGGCUGUUAAGAAGGCAGUACAAAGUGGUAACGUUGAAGAUGCAAUCGAGAAAGUCAAUGACUUAAAUCCUGAGAUACUGGACACAAACCCCCAAUUAUUUUUCCAUCUUCAGCAGCAGCGGCUGAUAGAACUAAUCCGGAAUGGAAAAGUAGAAGAAGCUUUAGAGUUUGCACAGGAGGAGCUUGCACCAAGGGGAGAGGAAAAUCAAGGCUUUUUGGAAGAAUUGGAGAGGACUGUUGCACUGCUUGCCUUUGAAGACAUCUCAAACUGUCCUGUUGGAGAGCUUCUUGACAUAUCACAGCGUCUGAAAACAGCAAGUGAGGUGAAUGCAGCUAUACUUACAAGCCAGAGUCAUGAAAAAGAUCCAAAACUUCCAAGCUUGUUGAAGAUGUUGAUAUGGGCCCAAAACCAGCUGGGUGAGAAAGCUUCUUAUCCUCGCAUAAAUGAUAUAACCACAGCCGCCUUAGAAGAUUCUGCUUAAAAGCUUGUGACAUUUCAAUUUGAAUGUGGAGAUUUUAGGCUCUAGAUGAAGUGAUUGUUGCCAUUGUUGUUAAAAAUUGUGUAUUUCUUUAAAUCGAAAGAUGUUUGAUAAAAUGUAAUGUUCGUUUUCUCCUAGGUAGCUGUUCCAGUGGUUUUAUACUGUUGUACAAAAAGAUUGUAAAAUACAGUCAUCUAUUCAAUUUUUUUCCCUUCAAGUUAA
Messenger RNA from Lathyrus oleraceus (garden pea), 1217 nucleotides. Its product is annotated as protein GID8 homolog. The coding region runs from base 273 to 998 and encodes 241 amino acids. The record is from RefSeq and is a predicted model, not a curated record. Gene Ontology annotation, molecular function: protein binding. The transcript is spliced from 7 exons. NCBI's taxonomy places the organism in Eukaryota, Viridiplantae, Streptophyta, Magnoliopsida, Fabales, Fabaceae.